Protopolystoma xenopodis is the source of this 252-nucleotide messenger RNA. Lineage: Eukaryota; Metazoa; Platyhelminthes; Monogenea; Polystomatidea; Polystomatidae. The record is from the annotation of a GenBank genome assembly.
CCAGAUUUGGUCCAAGAUGAUAAGGCGACCGGUAGCAUUAACGACCUCUGGCCGAGCCGAAAUUUCCACGCCCAUAUGAUAUUCUGCCCCAUUCGUCCCCACCCAACAUGUACACUCUCGAACGUGUCUUCAAUUGGCACUGGCAGCUCGAGGGAUCGCACAACGAGCCUUGAUGACCAGAGGAUCGGCCGAGGAAUGGAAGCGCGAAAUGGGGGUGACUGGGAGGAGAGGAGCAGGAGUCAGGUGGAAUAG